Molecule: messenger RNA, 1628 nt
Organism: Ceutorhynchus assimilis (cabbage seed weevil)
Lineage: Eukaryota; Metazoa; Arthropoda; Insecta; Coleoptera; Curculionidae
Source: the annotation of a GenBank genome assembly
GUAGUUAAUGUAAUGUAACUUGGCACAAUGUUAGCAGUAAAUAUUUCCUUCUUAAUUUUCCUUGGUUUUAUUUCCAUUAAUUAUGGAGCAAAUAUUUUAGCAAUAAUGCCAACUGCCUCCUUCAGCCACCAAGUAGUUUUCAGGCCCUUAUGGAAAGAACUCGCAAAUAAGGGCCACAAUAUUACCCUAGUGACAACUGACCUCAUGGAAAACAUGCCUAAUUUGACGCAAAUCGACUUGAGUUAUGGUUAUAGUCAUUACCAAAAGCAAAACUUUGUUGAUAUUAUAAGUAACGACUCUAGUAGUUUCUACGAAAUGGCAAUGGCAGCUAGAAAAGCCACAAACGAAACAAACAACCAAUUUUUCCAGAGCCCGGAAGGGCAAAAUCUAAUUCACAAUCCAGACAACCUCUUUGAUUUACUUGUGGUCGAAGCUCAGCUGCCUACCAUGAUGGUUUUUAGUUGGUGGUACCAAAUACCAUUUGUUGGUGUGAGCUCUUUGGAUUGUGCUCUUCAAUACCACGAAUCGGCUGGCAAUCCGAUACAUCCGAUAGCCAAUCCAGAUACGAAUUUUCCUUUGAAUGAUGUUUUUGAAAUGACUUUUUGGGAAAGGUUGAAUAGUUUUUUGUAUAUUAACUUGUACAGGUGUUUGAUUCGGUUUUUGACGUUUCGAAAUGAGAGAAGAAUGCUUCAGCAAUAUUUUGGAGAAGCUGUGCCAAAUAUUGUGGAUAUACAAAACAAUUUGAGUUUGUUGCUCAUUGAUACGAAUCCUAUUUUCCAGCCUGUUAGGCCAUUGAUGCCUAAUACUAUUACUAUUGGAAAUGGGAUGCAUUUAGGAGAAUCUCAACCAUUAACAGCUGAUUUGCAAGACUUCCUAGACGAUGCCAAAGAAGGAGCCAUUUAUUUCAGCUUGGGCAGCAACAUAAAAGGCAAAAACUUAAAUGACACCGUUAAAAAAUCAUUAUUGGAAGCAUUUACAAGUAUGCCUUACAAAGUACUUUGGAAAAUCGAUCAUAAAUUUGACAAAGUACCAAAGCAUGUCAGGAUUCAAAAGUGGUUCAGUGCACAGCAUGAUAUUUUAAGACAUCCAAAUAUCAAAGUAUUCAUCACCCAAGGUGGUCUACAAUCGAUGCAAGAGUCGGUGCACGCUGGUAAACCUAUGAUAGGAAUACCAUUCUUUGGUGAUCAACACAUGAAUGUUAAACGUAUGGUGCAGCUUGGCUAUGGCCUAAAAGUGCACAAGCAUAAUAUUACAAAACAAUCUAUCCAAGAAGCUGUAGAGGAGAUCAUGGAUAAACCAAUAUACACUGAAAAUGCUCAAGAGUAUGGAAGGAUAUUUAGGGACGUUGAAGUGCCAAAUUUGGACAAAGCUGUCUGGUGGCUUGAGUAUGUCAUUAGGCAUAAAGGUGCUAGGCAUUUGAGGAAUCCAAUGCUGGAAAUGCCUUUUUGGCAAAUUUAUAUGUUGGAUGUAAUUGGGUUAAUUUUGCUAUGUUUUGUAGCUGUGGUUUUUGUAGGGAAGCUUAUUGUGAAGACCAUAUAUAGGAAGUUGAUUGUAAAUAAAGAAAAAAAGACAAAUUAAUUAAUUAGAGAAUAUAUUAUGCAUACACUUGAUCAGUGUUACCAGAUUGG